AUGCCGCCAAAUAACAGUGAUUAUUUGGAAGUCGCCCAUCAGAGGGCUAUUGAAAAGAAAACUCACGUUAGUUUUCCGCAACUUAAGUAUCCAUCAUUAAGAGAAGAAGGCUUAAGAGAUCCAGUACAAUGGCUUAUGGGCAAGGCUAUGGAUGACGGUGCUGAAGGUCUAUGGCGAGUGCACGACAAAUUGUACGACUUGAAGGAAUUUGUUGAAAAUCAUCCAGGAGGCGCGGAAUGGCUGGAACUUACGAAGGGCACUGAUAUAACUGAAGCCUUCGAAAGCCACCACAUAAAAAAAAUCGCUGAGGAUAUGUUACAGCAAUUUUAUGUACGCGAUGCUAAAACUCCAAGAAAUUCGCCAUUCACAUUCAAAGAGGAUGGAUUUUUCAGAACACUAAAAAGAGCGGUAAGGGAAGAGCUAAAGAAAGUACCUAAAGAUGUUUCUAAGAAUACUGACAUGAUCACAGAUGGUUUGCUAGUAACAUUUCUCCUAUCUUCGGCCAUGUCAUGUUGGGCAACUAAUUAUUGGGUUAUUUGGAUGUCCUAUAUUGUAGCAUCUGUUACUUUGGGUUGGGUUGUGGUUGCUUCUCACAACUAUAUUCAUAGAAGAUCUAAUUGGAGAAUGUACAUUUUCAAUUUAAGCUUAUGGUCUUACAGAGAUUUUCGAGUGUCUCACGCACUUUCACAUCAUCUUUACCCGAACACUCUAAUGGAUUUGGAAAUUAGUGGUUUCGAGCCUAUGAUAAUAUGGACACCUCGGAAAGAUAAACCAAUAUACAAUAAGUUCAUCUUUUUAUUUGAGCUAGUGUUCUUACCGCUCGUAUUUAUCAUGAAUUUCAUAAAAAGAGUGACUCUUUUCUGUACACGAGACAAUUUCUUUAAAAAUCAUUUUCGUUGGCACGAUUGCGUGGGAUUCAUAACGCCUCUGUGGAUGUAUCUUGUCAGCGGAGCCAGUUUAUACGACGUCUUCAUUAUGUGGCUAUGGAUAGUUUGCACUGGAAGUUUCGUAUUCGCUACGAUUGGAAUCAAUGCUGCGCAUCAUCACCCACAAAUAUUUAAAGAUGGCGAUCAAGUCAGUGAUGUUACGCCGGACUGGGGGAUGCACGAGCUUGAGGCAGUUAUGGACCGUCCCGAAAUUAAUAACAACCACUUUAAAGUAAUGACUUUCUUCGGACACCACGCUUUACAUCAUCUUUUCCCGACACUUGACCACGCUGCUUUGGAAUAUUUGUAUCCAGUAUUUCUAGAGAAUUGUGAAAAGUUCCGAGCAAAUUUCAGGUUGAUGUCACAGUUAGACCUAUUCAUUGGUCAGCUCAAAAUGACUCAGAAGAAGGACCCGACACUUCUUGAUGAACGGAAAUGAGUGACAGUUUAAGCUUGGAAAUAAGAUGCGAAUUAUUGUAAACAACACUUAGCUUUAGUUUAAAAAAUAUAUCAAUAAUAUAUUUACAUCUGCACUGUCCAUAAUUAAUUGCAAUUUUAAGUAAAAGAUGAACUAUUUUUA
This is a messenger RNA of Melitaea cinxia (Glanville fritillary), 1506 nucleotides long. RefSeq names its product cytochrome b5-related protein-like. Gene Ontology annotation, cellular component: mitochondrion. The record is from RefSeq and is a predicted model, not a curated record. The coding region runs from base 1 to 1365 and encodes 454 amino acids. The transcript has 5 exons. Lineage: Eukaryota; Metazoa; Arthropoda; Insecta; Lepidoptera; Nymphalidae. Gene Ontology annotation, molecular function: heme binding. Gene Ontology annotation, biological process: lipid metabolic process.